AAAUGGAAAGAGGCUCCUCUGAACCCCCAGUGGCUCGCAACACUGGCCCUGCCCCAUCUACCUCCACUGCUCCCAUGCCUAUUCCCCGCUCCUCCUCCGUCUCAUGCCACCCCCACCCAGGAAGUAAAAAACACAAGCGGACCCCCCUUUAUCAGAGAUCAAUGAGUUUUGACCCAGGAAUGCUCCAUAACAAUGGGCACACUGCUUAUGCCAACGGCACAGGGCCUGGCAUCAGAGAGACUGGUGUGGUCGAGAAGCUACUCACCUCCUAUGGCUUCAUCCAAUGUUCCGAACGUCAGGCGCGUCUGUUCUUCCACUGUUCCCAGUACAAUGGCAACCUGCAGGAGCUUAAAGUAGGAGAUGAUGUAGAGUUUGAGGUAUCCUCUGACAGGCGCACUGGCAAGCCCAUAGCAGUGAAGCUGCUUAAGAUAAAGCCAGAGGUGCUGCCAGAGGAGCGGAUCUCGGGCCAGGUUGUUUCAGCUAUUCCUGUGCACUUAGAUGGAAAGUCUGCUCCUGGCCAGGUUCCCACUGGCAGUGUGUGUUACGAAAGAAAUGGGGAGGUAUUUUACCUUACCUACACUCCUGAUGACGUGGAGGGCAAUAUCCAUCUGGACACGGGUGACAAAGUCAGCUUUUACAUGGAGACCAACAAGCAUACUGGUGCAGUCAGUGCACGUAACAUUCAGCUGGUGAAGAAGAAGCAAAUGAGAUGUCAGGGUGUGGUGUGUGCCACAAAGGAGGCCUUUGGAUUCAUUGAGAGGGCUGAUGUGGUGAAAGAGAUUUUCUUUCACUACAGUGAGUUUAAAGGUGACCUGGAAGCUCUGCAGGCUGGAGAUGAUGUUGAGUUUACCAUCAAAGAUAGAAAUGGCAAGGAGGUAGCCACAGAUGUGAGGCUGCUCCCCCAAGGUACAGUCAUCUUUGAAGACAUCAGCAUUGAACAGUUUGAAGGCACAGUCAUCAAAGUUAUUCCCAAGGUCCCCACCAAAAACCAGAACGACCCUCUACCAGGUCGUAUCAGUGCCCGGAGGUUCACUGACAAGGAGCUGCCAUUUGGCGAGAAGGACACAAAGUCCAAGGUGACCCUGCUGGAGGGAGAUCACAUCCAGUUCAACAUCUCCACCGACCGCAGAGACAAGCUAGAGAGAGCUACCAACAUCGACAUUCUCCCAGACACCUUUAACUUCACCAAGGAGACCCGUGAGAUGGGAGUGAUUGCGGCUAUUCGUGAUGGCUUUGGGUUCAUUAAGUGCGUGGAUCGAGAUGCCAGGAUGUUCUUUCACUUCAGUGAAGUCCUGGAGGAAAGCCAACUGCACAUCUCAGAUGAAGUCGAGUUCACUGUUGUGCCUGAUAUGCUGUCAGCUCAGAGGAACCAUGCAGUCCGCAUCAAGAAGCUACCCAAGGGCACAGUGUCCUUUCAUACCCAGUCUGAGCAGCGCUUUGUAGGCGUGGUAGAGAAAGAAAUCAUGGCAGCCAACAAAAAUGCCAGUCCCACCAAGGGCAAGGAGAAGGAAGCUGAAGAAGGCAUGAUUGCAUAUGAAGACUGUGGUGUGAAGCUCUCUGUGCCAUACCAUGCCAAAGACCUGGAGGGAGCAUCUUACCCACAGGUCGGAGAUAAGGUGGAGUUCUCCAUCAACGAAGUGAAGAGAACUGGUCAGCAGAGUGCAGUCUCCAUCAGGGUUCUCAACCGGAACACUUCCAACGCCAAGAGACUGCAGGGAUUUGUUGCCACUCUGAAAGACAACUUUGGCUUCAUUGAGACAGCAAAUCAUGACCAAGAGAUUUUCUUCCAUUACAGUGAGCUCUGUGGAGACCUGGACAACCUGGAGCUCGGGGACACUGUGGAAUAUACUCUGUCCAAGGGGAAAGGAAACAAAGUCAGUGCUGAAAAGGUUACCAAGGUGGCUGCAGUGAAUGGCAUUGGUGAAGAUGUAGGUGCAACAGUGAUGGUGGGAAAAGUUGUUCGUCCCUUGCGCAGUGUGGACCCUUCCCAGACAGAAUAUCAAGGACUUAUUGAGAUCACAGACGAAGGGGGAAAUAAAGGCCAGAGUUAUCCCUUUGGAAUCAUGGGCAUGGCAAACAAAUCAGAUUGUUUGCAGAAAGGAGAAGUUGUGAAGUUCCAAGUUUGCACAAUAUCCCAGACUGGACAGAAGAUGGCCUGUAAUGUGGUCCCUCAGCGCAGAGCCAUGGUGGAGUGUGUCAAAGACCAGUUUGGCUUCAUCACAUAUGAAGUCGGUGAAAGCAAGAAACUGUUCUUCCACGUCAAAGAAGUGCAAGACGGCCUGGAGCUCCAGACCGGGGAUGAGGUGGAGUUCUCAGUUGUCCUUAAUCAACGCACAGGAAAAUGUAGUGCCUGCAAUGUCCGUAGAGUCAGUGAGGGGCCUAAGCCUGUGGUGACUCCACGUCCUGAUCGCCUGGUGAACAGACUGAAGAGCAUCACUCUGGAUGACGCCAGCGCUCCUCGCCUGGUCAUAGUUAGACAGCCCCGUGGUCCAGACAAUUCAAAGGGCUUCAAUGUGGAGAGGAAGACUCGGCAGCCUGGUGUCAUCGACUGAGCAAUACAAACUCCGCCCUGCCCCCAAUCAGAGGGGGAACGUGGUCCCGAAAGGGUAACAGCAGGGGAGAAGGGAGUUUGAUUUGACAAGUGUUUGUACACGCAAACUCAUACACAAAGCAUACGCACACAUAAAAACAAUUGGCAUGUGUUAAAAAAAUUGUAUAAAUGAAUCGAUCAACCUUGCAAGGGAACUUUUCUCAUUCCACAGUUCCCUGCCUCCCAUGUAUGAUUUACUGGAUACAGCUUGGCACUGCAGUCUACAUGGGAUCUCUGAGUGUGUGCGCGUGUGUGAUGUGUUCCUAAAAUGACUAUAGUGUGUAAUGGAGGUGUUUGUUUCUGAGGGCCAUAAAUGUCCCUCUAAAUCAGAGUGAUGAUUGUGUGGCUGUCUAUGUCCCUGUCUUUUGAAUCUGCUUUGUCUGGAAUUCUGCACCUGUAAUCUGUCCAGUAGUUUGCGUGGGUAGCGAGUGACUGUUGGCAUGUCUUGAUCUGCUUCGUUUUUCUCCCAUUAUAGUUUUGCGCCUUUACCCAUGGAAACUCGAAAUGACUCGAUAGUCAGGUUUCCACUACUGUAUGCUUUCCUACAAGACGCAUAAAGCAAAGUUCCCUCCAUAAGGAGGAUCAUAUUUCUCAUAUGUGCAAGCUUAAACUGAAGAUUCUUCUCUGCUCGGUUUUUUGAGCAGUUUUAAAAUGCUUUACUGAAGAGCUGAAGUGGAAGCAUGGUGUGUGUGAUGUAUGUGAAUGUCAAAGUAGUUAAUCGGAUAAUAGGAUUUACUUUUACCAAUCUGGAGCCUUUAGAUACCUUUUUGGUAUUCACAUGCUCCAAUUUAAGCAAUUUUUCCCAGGUGCAGAAUUCCUUGUGGCAUCUUAUAUCUGCAGUUCUUUUAUACUAUUUUUUUUUCUUGCACAUAUUUUUGCUUUUUUUCAUUGAAAUUCAAUCUGCUAAUAUUGAAUUAAGUAAGAAUAAGGUGCCUAAAACUGAAAGCAAAUGUAAAAAUAAAAAAAAUAAAAAAAAUCAAGAAAAAAUUAGAUGUAUCUUCUGUUCCCAGCCAACCACCAAAAUAUUCAGAACAAUCUUAGGGUGGCUUUCUUUUCUAGUAGAAAUAAUACUGAUAUGCAUCCCAAACCUGUGGGUUGAAAUAUACUGUAUGUAAUGUGUGCUUUUUUUUUCUUAGUGAAACGUCAAGAUGAUAAUAACAAAGCAAAUUUAACUUAAAGAAGGGGGAAGGUGAACUAUUAGAAAUCCAGUUUCAGAAUCAGAUCUCAAUACUUGUUGCUCUGGAAGAUGAGGUUGGUGAGGUGUUGUGCCUCUGCACAUUGAGUUACAGUCAAAUUAAUUUCAGUCACCGGGUUUCCGUUGAACCACUUACAGAGGUUCUUAUGUACUUUUGUUUAAUGGUCUUGAAUGAAAACAUUGAAUUAAAGUUUUAUGAAAAUCA
Molecule: messenger RNA, 3990 nt
Organism: Sphaeramia orbicularis (orbiculate cardinalfish)
Lineage: Eukaryota; Metazoa; Chordata; Actinopteri; Kurtiformes; Apogonidae
Gene: csde1
Product: cold shock domain containing E1, RNA-binding
Molecular function (GO): nucleic acid binding
Source: RefSeq, a predicted model, not a curated record